AUGCGCAAGUAUAUUGAGACUAAGAGGGCGAGAUCACUGUCACGCUCCUCCUCGGCCUCAUCUUCGCGCUCCGGCUCGGUUGUCUCACUGUCUGCGCUCGACACCGCAUCCAAUCUGAGUCCACCGACGAGUGUGGCUGCUUCUGAUGCAGGCGACGGCCCCGGCAAAGGCGUGCAAUUAGGGCCCUUUGAAGAGCGUCAGUUCGUUUACGAUGUCAAGACUGAUCAGGCCGAGUACUUUACGCCUGGCUUGGCUCGGCUCGAGAUUGCCGACACGGACGCUCGAGUGGGCCACAAUGGCGCUAUGCCCAGUCCGAACCUGGCCAGGGGUAUUCCAAUGAGUCGUGACGCCAUGCCAGUGUCGCCCUUUCGAGAUGUUACUCCGCACAAGUCUCGUUCGGUUUCACCUGCUUCAUCCAUCUCUUCGGCGCCCUCGCCAAGAUUGAGACCAUCGAGUACUUGGAUGGAUCCAGACUACGUCGGAACAUAUAUCCUGAAAUGGCGCAGCCAGUCGACGCAGUCCAUCUUGAUAAAGACGCCAGAGAAUGAGCUGGACGAUCCGCCGUCACCAUCAGGCACCAUUUCUGCCAAGGCUUCGCAUGACGCACUCAAGGCGAGUGCUGUCAGUGCAGAUGCUUUACAUCAUCAACUGUCGCAAUCAAUCAGCAUAAAGCCCGAGCCGAGCGUACACUCAUCGGAGCACACAGACGAUCUGCACCCGGAUCCGAGCAUCGACCAGCAUGAUCUAGACGAUGGGUUGCCUGACGAGCUCGCGAUGACCUAUCACAGAAAAGCGGGAAGCGUUGCCAGCGAUCUCACUGCACAACGAUUGGCAAGAGCCAAGACGAACAGACCCAUUCCCGCACUUGAGCUGCUCAUGCCUUCGGAUGUCAUUCUGGGUCGUGAUCCAUCUUUGCGAUCGAUCGAAACCGAUGAUGACGAGGACGAUCAGAAUGACAGCUCGGAUGCAGAAUCAGAUUCGACCACCUCGUCCGUACCUUCUUCGUUCAGCUCGUCUACAUCGUCAGACGAGAAUCUCUAUGCCACAGCGCAAACAGCACGUUUGACUCCUGCUGCGCUCGAGGCAGCCAUGUACCGCUCUUCCCUGCCUGCGAGCGCCCUUGACCCGCACUCAGAUUACUUGCCUACCUCACCGGGCAGUGAUGGACAUAGCUCGGUCGACAGCGAGCCCGCGGUAGUCAACUCGCUAGGGCUUGUCGCGCAAGUCACCUCAAAGCCAGCGCCAGUCGCGCCUCUUGCUCCUCCGCAUGCUAUACCCCUCAGCGCGCUUAGUCCUCCCGGCCAAGCGUCAGCGCCACUACCAAAAGCUACUUCCAUCGCUUUUGCCCCCCUGCCAAUGCUACCGCCGCGAACACAGCCUCGGAAAUCCACACUGCCGAUCGGUCUAGCUGCGAGAGGCCGAGUACUUCGAGAGCAGCUGCAGAAGCAGAAGGAGCAAAGAGAAGCUGCGCUCAAUUCCAAGCUCAGCUAUAUGGACCAUUUCGGAUCUACCGCUCAGAGCAGCACAUUGAGGAGGCGACCGGAUUUUGAUCGGGGCGAUAUGAGAUCACGACCUAGUCGUCGCGCUGCUGGCUCAUCUCGCCCAUCGACGCAAAGCCAUCGGCGUAACAAUCGACAACGAGCUCAUAAGCCGGCAAUCCGUUUGAGACCCUCUCACCGUACGCAACGUCGCUCGUCCGCUCUACAGACAGAUUCCGACUCCGACUCGGAUAGCAGCUACAUGUCUGUCGACUCUGAGGAAGAUCUGGACGAAAGGCGAGCCGACAGUCCGAACGCAUACGUCCAUGAUGCACAAGCUUGCAUUUGGCAAGACCGUCCACGCGCAGAAGAAUUCGAUGCGCAUGACGAGGCAUGCUUUGACGGGCUUGUCGAGCACAUUGAAAGCUCCGAGUCGCCGCAAGGUUUCAACAUCGAGCUCAUAGAUCAAGCUCUCUUGGAACUCGACACACAUAAAAGCGGCUUAGACGUUCUCAUGGAGGACGCAGGCGAGACAGACGAGUCCAUGUCACAGACAUCUAGUCAAGACGAUGACGAGGAAGAGGAUACGGUCGAAACACCGCGUGCAACACCAGGCUCGCAGACGCCUGCCAUGUCAUACGCUGCGCUCUUGUCACCGCCGCCGGCAGCACGACCCAUUCGUCAGCCGCAUCGCAUCUCGCAAGCCAUCGUCAAGCUACGGCCGAGCGAGCGUAAUGUCAACUUGCAUUACGGAUUGUAG
Mixia osmundae IAM 14324 is the source of this 2238-nucleotide messenger RNA. RefSeq lists its product as uncharacterized. The transcript is spliced from 2 exons. NCBI's taxonomy places the organism in Eukaryota, Fungi, Basidiomycota, Mixiomycetes, Mixiales, Mixiaceae. Bases 1 to 2238 code for a protein of 745 amino acids. The record is from RefSeq and is a predicted model, not a curated record.